CAGUAUGUAUCUCUGUCUGUGUCGAUCUCUGUAACCCCCUCCUCUCUCCCCUCUCCAGAUGGCUGAAGAGGAGGGCCCGCGGGAGGUCCUGUUCCCUCAGUGGAUGGGGGCUGCCCAGCACGGCCUCACUAUCGAGGGCAGCGAGGGGGAGGUCUUCGUCAAGGAAGUGAAGCAAGAGUCGUCCGCCGCCAAAACAGGGAAAGUGCGCCAAGGUGACCAGAUCGUCGGCGCUACCAUCUACUUCGACAACAUGAGCUCUGAGGAGACGGCGGAACUACUGAAGACCCUCAACCGGCACACGGUGGGCCUGAAACUGCAGCGCAAAGGCGGGGACAAGUCCCCCUGCCGGUCCCCUAGAGGAGAGGGGCCGUCCCGUGACGUGGGGGCCAGCUUCGACCGCUAUGGGCCAUCCAGCCCAGACAUCGUCCUGAGUGGCGACGACGAGGACUACAGAAGGAUCUACACAAAGAAAAUCAAACCGCGCCUUAAGUCGGAGGACCUGGCGGAGAGCAGCGGUGUGGAGGUGCAGACGGAGCGGCAUGGCGGGACCGUCACCACGGUGACGCGCAAAAUAACCACCUACACCGUGGACGUGCCGGGACCGGAGCACCACGACAUCACCAGCCCAGAGUUCAAAGUCAAAGUUCCGCGGCACGACGGCUCAGAAUCGUCAGAGAUGGGCAUUCGGUACGGAUCGGGAGCGCAGGUCAGAAUUCCACACGGCUUCACUAUCGGAGGGGAGUCUGGAGAAUCUGGCACGACCGUCACUAGGAUGCUGGGGUCCACAGAGACACACUGGGGAGCAGGAGCAAAAGGAGGAGGAGAUAUCCGAGGACCCAAGAUAGAGAUCAGGACCUCAACCGGCACCGCUGACUCGGGAACGAACGUGGAAGGCUCUUACGAGAAAUCUGUGGAGUUCCGAGUUCCCGGGUUUUCGGAAUCGACACUGCGAGAACCGGGUGUGAAGCUGGACGGCAGUCUGGGAGCACUCUCGGGAGGCACUGUCACUACAGAGACUUACACCUACAGGAGCAAAGGCGUGGAGGUACCUUCAGCGGACGUGAUGGGGUCCGGCUUUUCGGGACAAGGGGUUGACAGGAAGCUGGAAACUUCCAGGAUGGAAUUCAAGGGUCCCAGCAUCGACGUGCCGAAGACGCCUCCCGUUAGCGUCUCGGGCUUCGACCUCAAUGGGAAAGGAGCAGGAGGCUUCACUGUGUCGGCCCCAAAACUGGAAGGAGACGUCAAAGGCCCCAAAGUAGACAUCAAAGCCCCGACAAUUAAAACUUCAGUCGGGGGCGGAGGUGUUAAAAUGCCUGCCGUUGAGAUCAAAGCCCCAAGCGGUGACAUCAAAGGUGGGGUCCAAGGGGCUGGCCUGUCCAUGCCGCAUGUGGACCUUUCGGGACAGAAGGUCUCGGCACCAGACGUGGACGUUAACCUGAAAGGGGCCGAAAUCUCUGCUCCUAAAAUAUCGGGGGAUAUCAAGGCACCCGCAGUAGACGUCAAAGCGCCCGGAAUCAACAUCGAAAUGUCCGGAGUGAAAUUGGAUGCAAAGACCCCCAAAGUCGGAUUCUCUGGCCCUGAAAUCAAAGGGCCUGAUUUUAGCACAAGCCUGCCGAAAGCUGACAUCAAUGUUCCAAAGAUGAGCCUGGACGCUUCGUCUGUUUCAGGACCUGGUGUCUCCGUCCCUGGCUUUGACGUCACAGGAGCCAAUCUUCAGGGAGACAUCAAAGCUCCAACAUUAGACAUCCAAGCCCCUGGUGUAAAUGUCCAGACACCAGGCAUUGACGUCGGAGGCUUUGAAGGGAGUUUCAAAGGAAAGCUGCCCAGCAGCAAAGGUCCGAGUGUGAGCAUCGAGGCUGCAGGCGUUGACAUCAGAGAACCAGAAGGAGGGUUUAAAAUGCCUAGACUGCCCAAGUUUGGAAUUUCUGGUCCCACAAUUGAAAGCCCUGAUGUGGAUGUGAAGGUGCCUAAAGGCAGCGUUGAGGUCAAAGGGCCACAGAUAGACAUUAAAACACCAGGUGUUGACAUUGAGGGUCCAAGUGGAAAGAUGAAGGGGCCCGGAUUCAAGAUGCCUGAUUUUGAUGUGAAUCUGAAAGGGCCGAAGGUGAAGGGAGAUGUGGAUGUUUCAGUGCCAAAGGUAGAAGGUGACUUCAAAGGGCCGAAGGUAGAUAUUGAUGCUCCAGAUGUUGACAUUGAAGGACCAGAAGGAGGAUUCAAAAUGCCAAAAAUCAAAAUGCCCACAUUUGGAAUCAAAGGUCCUAAAGUUGAAGGCCCAGAUGUAGAUGUUAAUCUACCCAAAGGAGAUGUUAACAUCAAAGGGCCAAAGAUAGAAGGUGACCUCAAAGCUCCGAAAGUGGACAUCAAAGCUCCAGAUGUUGAUAUAGAGCUACCUAGUGGAAAGGUGAAAGGUCCCGGAUUCAAGAUGCCGUCAGUGUCAGGACCCAAUGUAUCAAUCCCAAGUCUGGACUUCAAUCUGAAAGGACCGAAGGUGAAGGGAGAUGUGGACGUUUCAGUGCCAAAGAUAGAAGGUGACCUCAAAGGGCCAAAGAUAGAAGGUGACCUCAAAGGGCCAAAGAUAAAAGGUGACCUCAAAGGGCCACAGGUUGACAUUGGACAUCCAGAUAUUGACAUUAAGGGCCCUGACGGCAAGAUUAAGGGUCCUGGGUUCAAGAUGCCAACCAUUUCUGGACCAGAUCUAAAAAUGCCUAGUCUGGACUUCAAUCUGAAAGGGCCGAAGGUGAAGGGAGAUGUGGAUGUUUCAGUGCCAAAGGUAGAAGGUGACUUCAAAGGACCGAAGGUAGAUAUUGAUGCUCCAGAUGUUGACAUUGAAGGACCAGAAGGAGGAUUCAAAAUGCCAAAAAUCAAAAUGCCCACAUUUGGAAUCAAAGGUCCUAAAGUUGAAGGCCCAGAUGUAAAUGUUAAUCUACCCAAAGGAGAUGUUAACAUCAAAGGGCCAAAGAUAGAAGGUGACCUCAAAGCUCCGAAAAUGGACAUCAAAGCUCCAGAUGUUGAUAUAGAGCUACCUAGUGGAAAGGUGAAAGGUCCCGGAUUCAAGAUGCCGUCAGUGUCAGGACCCAAUGUAUCAAUCCCAAGUCUGGACUUCAAUCUGAAAGGACCGAAGGUGAAGGGAGAUGUGGACGUUUCAGUGCCAAAGAUAGAAGGUGACCUCAAAGGGCCAAAGAUAGAAGGUGACUUCAAAGGGCCACAGGUUGACAUUGGACAUCCAGAUAUUGACAUUAAGGGCCCUGACGGCAAGAUUAAGGGUCCUGGGUUCAAGAUGCCAACCAUUUCUGGACCAGAUCUAAAAAUGCCUAGUCUGGACUUCAAUCUGAAAGGGCCGAAGGUGAAGGGAGAUGUGGACGUUUCAGUGCCAAAGAUAGAAGGUGACCUCAAAGGGCCAAAAAUAGACAUUGAAUCUCCUGACAUUGACAUUAAGGGCCCUGAAGGCAAAAUCAAGGGUCCCGGAUUCAAGAUGCCAACCAUUUCUGGACCCAACAUCAAAAUGCCAAGUAUGGAUUUCAAUCUGAAAGGACCGAAGGUGAAGGGAGAUAUGGAUGUUUCAGUUCCAAAGAUAGAAGGUGACCUCAAAGGGCCGAAGGUAGAUAUUGAUGCUCCAGAUGUUGACAUUGAAGGACCAGAAGGGGGAUUCAAAAUGCCCAAAUUCAAAAUGCCCAAGUUUGGGUUCAAAGGUCCUAAAGUUGAAGGCCCAGAUGUAGAUGUGAAUCUACCCAAAGGCGAUAUUGAUAUCAAAGGGCCAAAGAUAGACAUUGACACACCUGAUAUUGACAUUGAAGGCCCUGAAGGAAAAAUCAAGGGGAACGAGACGUUCCUGAAAACGGACCGGCGUGUCAGAGAUUACCUUCCCCAGCGGCGCGCCUCACACUGA
Messenger RNA from Polyodon spathula (Mississippi paddlefish), 3886 nucleotides. RefSeq names its product AHNAK nucleoprotein (gene ahnak). The coding region runs from base 59 to 3886 and encodes 1275 amino acids. Gene Ontology annotation, cellular component: costamere; nucleus; cytoplasm. Gene Ontology annotation, molecular function: protein binding. The record is from RefSeq and is a predicted model, not a curated record. The transcript is spliced from 7 exons. Gene Ontology annotation, biological process: regulation of RNA splicing. Lineage: Eukaryota; Metazoa; Chordata; Actinopteri; Acipenseriformes; Polyodontidae.